Molecule: messenger RNA, 2183 nt
Organism: Pomacea canaliculata
Lineage: Eukaryota; Metazoa; Mollusca; Gastropoda; Architaenioglossa; Ampullariidae
Product: disintegrin and metalloproteinase domain-containing protein 29-like
Exons: 18
Coding region: 242-1369 (375 amino acids)
Molecular function (GO): metallopeptidase activity
Source: RefSeq, a predicted model, not a curated record
UGAUUGUUUCUGCUCGCAGUUCGAAGACGUCCUCGUGGAUGAACACGUGCAUGACCGCGUGAGGAGAUCAGCUCCAUCCGGUGGAGCUGACGGAGACGACAUUGCUUUCUUCCACGGACCGUCGUUGACAUCCGGAGAACACAAACGUCUCACCAAGCGGGAUGUGGAGGACCACGCCGCUCAUCCGUCGACAGAGUCCAGAAACUUCGAGUUGCGUCUGACUUCCGGUGAGCGACUGCGCAUGUCUGUACAGAAACGUUCCGCCAUGAGUCCCGACGUGACGGUGGUAGAACGUGUCUCUGGCAGGGAGGAGCUGCGCCGUCCACAAGUCCGAGAUUGUUUCUUCAGCGGCGGCCUGGAGGGUGAAGAGGGGCACGCCUCGCUGUCACUGUGUGAUGGACAGGUGACUGGCGGUAUUCACACCAAGAACAGAGACAUCCAGCUGCAAGCCCUUCCGGAGCUGCACGCCACCAGGCGGCGCCGAGAAGCUGAACAUGUGCGCGUGCUGGUCACGUCCUCUCCAGGGACCUCGUACCAAACGCUCGCGGACGAUGUCCUGAAGCGGAUGACCCUUGACAAGAGUGGCUUGAAAUACAACCCUGAAGGGUUAAAUGCUGGAGAGUUCGAAAACUUGACGGUCGAGGUGGGAGUCUACCUGGACCGAGCUUUCAUCAGGAGGGUAGAAGAGAAGCUGGGGCUGAACACAACACAGCAGCUGACGGAUCUCGUCGCUCUCAAAUGGAGUGGAAUCUCGGCUCUGAUGUCAAACCCUUGGCUGGUUGGCUGGAACAUGGCCUUCAAAGUCGUGCACCUGGAAAUUUGGCGAGAGAUACCGACCUGGUACAACGACUCAGCCGAUACUGGCAUGGGGUCACGCAUGGACACAAUUUGUAGGAACACCGUGGACAUGCCCUUCGACUACAUCCUCCUGGAAACCUCGGGCACCGCGAGCAGAAGGAUGGGCUUGUCCUGGGUGAACACCAUGUGCAAUCCACGCUGGCGCUGCUCCGUGGCCAAAGGAUCGAACUUAAACCACUGGAUAGAGGCUCACGAAAUGGGCCACAGUAUGGGGCUUCCCCAUGAACACUCCAUACCUGGGUGUGCGAAAGGUGUCCAUGGGUUCAUGACAACCAGAGAAGCUGUCUUCAGAGAGUGUUACACUCAAGUCCUCAACCGUACUUUAAGAGAGAAGAGAUGCUUGUUUGAGCAAAACGUGGACAUCUCCAACUACAGUCAUCUGGACCAGAUUGAACCUUUGCACAGAGGUCAGCUUUUGGGGUUCGACGGCCAAUGCAGACUAGUAAAAGGAGAAGGAUUCGAGUAUCUUCACAUAUUCCGAGUACAGAGGAACAGAUUUGCAAAAGUCUGACCUGCAUCAGACGAUCACCUGUACCAGAACUUGCUACCAUGAGCGCAGUUUUAGGAACUCCUUGUGCCAAAGAAAAGAUGUGCUAUGAAAAUGGUUGCGUGCCCUGGGUGAACAGUCUGAACCCGAAAUACCUGCGUUCUCUGGAGAAGGACAAUCAGUGGGGGCCAUGGAGUGAGUUCUCUCCCUGUGAAGGCAGGUGUGGUGUGGCUGUCAGUGUCUCAACACGCAGGUGUAACACUCCGGAACCAUACCUGGCGCCAUUCUGUCACGGAGACAGCAUCAAAGCCAAAGUGUGUCCGUUCACUGCCGGCUUGCUCAAACAAAAGCAGCGAGGAGUCGGAGCUUGUGAGACAACAGGCCAACACCAUCUGUAGCAAGAUGAAGGCUACAAGCUCUUUUGCGUACAAUCUGACUGGAGAGGGCCUCGUGAGGAGCACAACCGGUGAGGUCGACAAGUGCACGGUGACCUGCGUUAGUCUCAGUAAGCAGUUGCCAAAUAGUUUUCUUCUACCAGACGGGACCCCAUGCACUGGCACUGACACCGACAAGAGCCUCAACUCUUUGAGAGACAUUUCGUGGCGGUGUGUACAUGGCCGCUGUCUGGCCUUCGGGUGUAACGGCAAAAGCCUGGGUGAUGGAGGCGGUGUGGAGAAAGACGAGUGUGGAGUGUGUGGCGGGGACGGUUCAUCUUGCGAGAAGACUAAUCGUUUGACUAAUUCCCCCGAUGUCGAGCCCUAGUCAGGAGAUUACUUUUUGGAAGGCGAUGACCAGUCCAACGAGACAAAAAUAAGCAGAAUAAAGAAAAAAAAAUGAA